GCUACAUUGUCACUGCUGUUCCCGCCAAAACUGCGACUGGGGAAAAUGGUCGUCUUCAUAGCUUUUGUCGUAUGUAGCUUCGUAUCUACAGCUUUAGCAUGCAAUGGAUACGAAGCAAGAAACUUGAAGGUUGAAAUGUGCGGAGACAAAAACGGACUUAUACAAUUUGACAAUGUCGUUCCAGAUUUGAGAGACGACUGCACUGUAGUUGUGAAAGGAUGCAUCAAAGUCACAAAACAAAUCGACUGGGGAAAUGGGACCUACAAAAUAGAGAAAAAAGGAAUGCCACCAAUCAAAUUCCAAGGAAAAGAGGAUCUUUGCAAACUCUUCAAGGACUCAAAGAAGAAUCCAGAAGUGUCGUUGGUGUUCAAAAUGUUAAACUUGGAGCAAAAAUGUCCUUUGAAGGCCGGUGAAAUCUGUGGCGACCCUAAGGGUGUGAGCGUAGCCAAAUACAAGGACCACAUGAAGAUGAUGGCAGGUGACUACGAAGGCAUAAUACAAGGUGUCAGCAACAAUGGACCUGUGUGCGUCAAAGUCACAGUGUCUAUUGUAGCGAAGGGAGGAGCCGGAGGUUUGAAGGGGUUGCCGAAAAUGGGUUAGACUUGUAACUUGAUUUUGAAAAAUAAAUCGUGUAAGCUUUUAA
Molecule: messenger RNA, 643 nt
Organism: Macrosteles quadrilineatus (aster leafhopper)
Lineage: Eukaryota; Metazoa; Arthropoda; Insecta; Hemiptera; Cicadellidae
Exons: 4
Coding region: 46-600 (184 amino acids)
Source: RefSeq, a predicted model, not a curated record